Xiphophorus hellerii (green swordtail) is the source of this 1821-nucleotide messenger RNA. RefSeq lists its product as uncharacterized. Lineage: Eukaryota; Metazoa; Chordata; Actinopteri; Cyprinodontiformes; Poeciliidae. The transcript has 5 exons. Bases 459 to 1289 code for a protein of 276 amino acids. The record is from RefSeq and is a predicted model, not a curated record.
GUAGCUUUGUGGAAAGUCUGUUUUACAUACAGCUCAGACAAUAUUUUAAUAGCUAGGAUAGUUCACACAAAGAGUCAACUCACUAGAUGUUGACUAAUAAACAUAAUCUGAUGUCUAAUAAGCAAAUUUCUUGCAUCCCAUCGCAGACAAAAUGCAAAUGUCCACAUACAAGUCUGACCGUGACCCUGUGGCGGUGAUAAAAGGUUGCUUUCAUACAAGCGGAUGGAACAGAAGCAGUUCAGAAAGUGACCAAUAAACGAGGCUUAUUGUGGACAUGCAGACAUGCGGCAAACCCCUCAGUUAGAAAUCUCCUGCCAAAGUUACAAGUAUAACCUGCUCUGACAGAUAUUAUUUUAUUCUCUAUUGUUUUUUUUGUUUGUUUUUUCAGGCGGAGGACAACUUUGCACAGACCGUCGUCAUUCCUACUUUGAUUUUUUGUUGUUAGUGCGCUUUCAGACAUGCUGCAGUGUCUGCUGCUCAUCGGUUUGAUUGGGAGGCUGUGCGUGUCCCAGCAGACGACAGCUCAGUGUAACACUGAAACUGUAGAUCUAACAAACUCCAAAUCCUCUCAGUCUUCAACUUACUCUUCUGACGACUUCAGCUCUGCCAAAGCCACUGAUGGAAAUCAGUCGUCAUGUUCAAACACUCGAGAAUUUCUUGAUUCCUGGUGGAGCGUUGAUCUGCAGGGUGUUUACAAAAUUUCCUGCAUCUCAAUAUACAACAAGAGAGCUGACCAUUCUGAUAUAUCUGGGGCGAAGAUCUACAUUGGGAACUUUCCACAGAACAACAGCGUCAACAACAAGCUGGUUUAUAACAUCACCAACUUCAAUAUCGACCAAAACAAUCUCUGCUCAUUUGAUCCGGUGCUGGGGCGUUAUGUGACCAUCAUGCCAGCAAAACCUUUAGUCCUAUGUGAAGUGAACGUCACAGGCAAACAGAUAGAAUCUCCCUUUAAAUUGAUUGACCAAAACAUGACCUGGGAAGAAGCCCUGUACUACUGCAGAGAUAACCACAGAGAUCUGGCCUCCAUCUUGGAUGAACAGAUGCAGACCUUCGCUGAGCUGGAGGCUGAGAAAGCCAACAGUCCCUUCGUCUGGAUCGGACUUCGCUACACCUGCACUCUGGACUUCUGGUUCUGGGUUGAUGACAACGUUGUAAAGUUUAAACGCUGGGGUACGGAUGGUUAUAAAGAAGACUGUGACAUGAGUGGAGGCAUGGAGAAAGAAGGAGACCAUCGCUGGUUCAGCAAGUCUGACGAUGAAGAGUUUAAUUUUAUCUGUGCAUCAUAAACAACCAACUGUAAUGUGUGAACAUAAUAAACCCGCUUUAGUAGCGGGUUUAUUAUAUUCUGGUAAUCAUAAAUAAGAUAUUACAUUUACUCAGUUACAUUUGCAUAAUAUGUUAUGAUCAGUCACUCAGAACUUGAGUAGCCUUCUUAUCAAGUAACUCUAAGCCUUUAAACUAGUCUUUGAAUGAAUAUUUUUACUUUAGUAAUGUCUUGCAGUUCUGCUGCUCUUACUUCUUUACAACCUGUAAUGUUUCUAUGCUAACAUCAAAAUCACCUUUGUAUGUCAGAAUUUAUUAAAGAAACACUGAUAAUUUUGUGCUGACUUGCGGAAUGAAGAAGCAUUUUAUUUUGUCUUCAUAUGCAUUCUACUUUAUAAGUCCAGUUUCUUUUUUUUUCUUGGGAUUAGCAAAACAAUGACUUGAGCCCACUCUGUCAAAAUGACAAGUUUGAUAUCGAAUCAAUUAUUUCAUUUAAGUUGUACACCAUUUUUAACGUGUUGCGAUUUAUAGACAUUAUAAACUUACUUGAUUAGC